AUUUUCACAAAUCGUAAUAUUCGAAUGGAUAGAAUUAUAAUAUGAACAAAUCUAUUUUAGAUAUAAAAAUCAAAUUUAGAAAUGAAACUUUUGAAAAUUAGGAUAUUUCUUUUUUAAAAAAUUUAUUCAACAUUAAAUGUGUCCAUUUAAUUCGAAGCGGUUUUUUGAAGAUUUCUUAUAGUCAUUUUCAAUAGUUCAAUUAUAUAAUUAUUUUUUUUUUUUAAAAAAAAUGUUGAAAUAAUAGGAAUGAAUCAAUAUGAAAAGACAAAAUGUUCGAACACUUUCAUUAAUUGUAGUAACAUUUACUUAUUUAUUACUUGGUGCAGCUAUAUUUGAUGCAUUAGAAUCAGAAUUUGAAAUAAGUGAAGAUGUACGCUUAAAAGAAAAUGCUGAAAUUUUACGUAUUAAAUAUAAUAUAACAAUUGAUGAUUUUGAAAAAAUUACACAAUUAGGUAUACAAAUGAAACCAUAUAAAGCGGGAACUCAAUGGAAAUUUGCUGGAGCAUUUUAUUUUUCUACAACAGUUAUCACUACUAUAGGUUAUGGUCAUAGUACACCGAAAACAUUUGGUGGUAAAAUAUUUUGUAUGUGUUAUGCUUUACCUGGUAUACCAUUAUGUCUUAUUAUGUUUCAAAGUAUUGGUGAACGUAUGAAUACAAUUAUUACAUAUUUAUUAAAAAAAUCAAAUCUUAUGUGUAAAAUACAUAAACUUAUUUCACAAACACAUUUAAUGAUUGUUAGUUUUACAAUUGGUUCAAUUGUAUUAACUAUUGGUGCAAUAGUAUUUUCACGUUAUGAAGAUUGGGAUUAUUUAGAUUCAUUUUAUUAUUGUUUUAUAACAUUGACUACAAUUGGUUUUGGUGAUUUUGUUGCAUUACAACGUAAUAAUUCAUUAGCUAAACGUCCGGAUUAUGUUGCAUUUAGUUUAAUAUUUAUAUUAUUUGGUUUAACUGUAGUUAGUUCAGUUAUGAAUUUAUUAGUUUUAAGAUUUUUAACAAUGAAUACUGAAGAUGAAAAACGUGAUCAAUUAGAAGCAGCUGUACAUGCACAAGAAUUACAACGUUUACGUGGUGAUGUAAUAUGUGCUGAUAAACAAAAUGAAUUACAAACAUCAUUAUUAACACAACAAUUACAAGGAGAUGAUUAUGAAAGAAAACAAUUAAAUAAUUAUCAUAAUUAUAAUCAUUCAACUUAUCAACAAAAUAUCAAUCAUAAUAUUAUUAAUUGUAAUCAUAUUAUGUCAUUAUCAAAUUCAAAUUGUUUCAUAAAAACAUCACCACCACCACCACCAUCAUCAUCAUCAUCAUCAUCAUCGUCAACAACAACAACAACAAUAGCAAUGACGUCAACAGUCAAUAAUUGUUUACUUCUUAAUCGUCAUACUGAUACUUAUCAUAUAAAUUCAAAAAAUGAAAAUUUAACUAAAUUUAAAUUUUGUUUAAUUUGUUUAAAAAGGUUUCAUCCAUUAUCACAAUCAUUAGCAUCAUUAUCAUCACCGGGUAUUUUAAAUUCAUCUUUGACUACAGUGAAUGAUAAUUCACAUGAAAAUAUGUUAAAUAAACCAAUUUCUACAAAUAAGACUACUGCUACUACUAGUAUUACCUAUAUUAAUGAUAAUAAUAAUAAUAAUAAUAAUAGCAAUAAUAAUAACCCAUUCUUAAUAAACUGUGUAACUGGUUGUCAGAAUGAACAGUCAACUACACGUCAUCCAAUUCUAAUCUAUGAUGAAAUCUGUCAAAAUGUUUCUUCGAAUUUACAUCAAGAUAAUUGUUCAAGUGAAUUACUGAAUUCAUCAAAUUCUCUUCAAUAUGAUUUAUGUUGUAGAAAUCGUUACAUCUAUCCAGAUUAUAUAAAUUCAUAUCGUUAUAAUCCAUAUCAUUCUUUUCACGAUUCUAAAUAUUCUCCGUUAAUAAUACAACGAUGUUCAGUUGAUAAUUGUAACUGUACAAAUGAAAAACUACGAAAUCAUCAGUAUUUCAUUUCUCCUGAAGAAUAUUUAGUAGAUAAUCGGCAACCAGAAAUUAUAGAAGGAAAUGAAACAAUUGAGAGUGAUAAUCUGUCCGAAAAUAAGAGUAGUUCGUUUAAUGAUAUCGAUUUAAUCCAAUCCCAUUUUCAUUUGAUGUCUUCUUUUAAGCCGCAUACUUAUGAUUUCACUUCACCGGGUCAUUUCAGUUUGCCUGGUAGGCAUAAAAAUACUAAUGAGGUAAUGUCUACUCCAGUACAUUCCUCUUUAGUUGCUCAUGUUUUAAAAUCUCAUAAGCAUAACUUUAAUAAUCAAUAUAUUCUACCUCCAAGACAGUCUUUAAACAGUCAACCACCAUUAUCAUCAGGAGGCGAGACGAUACAUCCAUUGUUAUCUUUAUCAAAGCAUCAUCAUAUGGAUGUACUCAAAUCUAAUCAGCCAUUAAUAAAUCCGUUUCCAUUAGAAUUUUUAAAUUCACGAUCAAACGAAAAUGAAAUAGUCCUUAACUCAGUCCCAUAUUUUCAAUGCAAACGGUAUCCUAGAGUUCAUCAGGAACAACAGAUGAGAACGAAUGAAACGAAUGAUUAUGGCGAAGGAAGCGUUGAUUUUGACAAAGAAUACAGUAACAAGCGUCCUAAUCCACAUUAUUAUCAUGAUGAUAUAUUACUAACAAAUGAUGUAAGUAGCAUCGAUGAUGAGAUAAAAUUUUCUGCCGAUUCAUCAAUUUUUGAAGUCGGUCAGUCGGUGUCUACAAAAAGAUCUGCUUCUGUUUGAAGAAUAGGAGAACAAUUCAAUCAAACAAAUAUGUAGUCAUACUAUUUUCUUGUAAAAAAAUUCAGACUAUUAACAUUAUGGAAUGUGAACAUGAUAAUUAGAUAUCUUUUUAUGAUUUUAUGUAAUUGUUACAUUUUAAAAUAAACUAUUAAGCUUUCAGGUUAGACAAUAUAUCAUUCUCAGAAUAAACUUUAUUAUAA
Molecule: messenger RNA, 2937 nt
Organism: Schistosoma guineensis
Lineage: Eukaryota; Metazoa; Platyhelminthes; Trematoda; Strigeidida; Schistosomatidae
Source: the annotation of a GenBank genome assembly